AUGCCGGCGUCGCCGCCGGCGUCGCCGCACCACGCGGUGAAACGCGUCGGUAACCACAUCCUGGGCGAGCUCAUCGGCUCCGGCGCGACGUCGCGCGUGCACAAAGCCGUCGACCAGCGCACGGGGUCGAUUUGCGCGGUGAAGGAGAUUCCGCUGCGCGGCGUCCCGGUCGAGCAGCUCGAGCGCAUCACGAGCGAAGUGGAGCUGCUGUCGAGGCUCGAACACGCGAAUAUCGUGAAAUAUGAGGGCGCGGUGCGCGUGGAGGAGUGCUUGUACAUCAUGCUGGAGUACGCGGAGAAUGGGUCGCUGGCGCGAACGGUACAUCCGAGUCGAUUCGGGGCGUUCCCGGAGAGCCUGUGCGCGGUGUACGUCGCGCAGGUGUUGAGAGGGUUGGCGUACUUGCACUCGCAAGGAGUGGUGCACAGGGACAUCAAGGGGGCGAAUAUAUUGACGACGAAGGAGGGAGUGGUGAAGUUGGCGGAUUUCGGCGUGGCGACAAAGGGCGGACGGGCGUCGGGGGAUGGGUUGAGUGGUGCGCUGGGGACUCCGUAUUGGAUGGCGCCGGAAGUGAUCGAAAUGCGGAGCGUCACGGCGGCGGCGGAUAUAUGGAGCGUGGGAUGUACUAUCAUAGAGUUAUUGACCAGCAACCCGCCGUAUUUUGAUCUCGAUCCCAUGCCGGCGUUGUUUAGGAUCGUACGCGACGAGCACCCGCCGCUGCCGACGGGGAUUUCAGAGGCGUUGCGGGAUUUCUUGUUGUUGUGCUUCAAAAGGGACCCGAAAGAUCGACCGAGCGCGGAGGAGUUGAUCAACCACACGUGGUUGAUGGACGAGCACAAAGUGCUCGCCGAGACG
This is a messenger RNA of Ostreococcus lucimarinus CCE9901, 852 nucleotides long. RefSeq lists its product with no specific name. The record is from RefSeq and is a predicted model, not a curated record. NCBI's taxonomy places the organism in Eukaryota, Viridiplantae, Chlorophyta, Mamiellophyceae, Mamiellales, Bathycoccaceae. The annotation marks the transcript as partial. The transcript is spliced from 2 exons. Gene Ontology annotation, biological process: protein phosphorylation. Gene Ontology annotation, molecular function: protein kinase activity; ATP binding.